AUGUCGAUUGAGGGAUCCAUUCCGAGGAAGGCAAAAGAGCAAUCUAGUGCCAUUACUUUCUUCGAGACUGAUUGGAUGUAUCCCUUUUCUCAUAACCACCCGCUUUAUGUGACUGUUUAUAUUAACGAGGUUGAGUUCAAAAAGGCCUUUCUAGAUAGUGGAGCCUUUAUCAACAUUAUGACCCGCGCUACUCUAGAGAAGGCCCGAAUCUCUGAAGAGAGCAUUGUGAAGCAGCCGAUAGUCAUCACUGGCUUUGGUGGAGAAAGGAGAGUUACUAUGGGAUGCGUAACAAUUGAUUUAGCCAUCAAAGAGAUUCGCUUGGGCACCAAGUUCUAUAUUAUCGACCCCAAGACAAACUAUCACAUCAUUCUAAGGAGGACCUGGAUGCAUAGAUAUGGGGUUGUACCGUCAAGUUAUAAUCAGUGUGUUAAGGCUAAAUGGGGAAAGAAAAUGGUGACAAAGCAUUUCGAGACCGAUGAAGCUCAUUAUUCUGAUGCCAUCUACUUCAUCGUAUUGUCUGUCAAAGAAAAUCUCACCACCUCUAAGCCUCAGGGGGUCAAAAUUCCUUGUUGGGAGGAUAUCAAAGAUGACAAGAAGCUAAAGAAAGAAUCAGCUGACUCUGAGUCAAAAGAUGAGCCUCCUGAUGAUGACAUAGUAAUAAAGCCUGAAGUGGCUCCAGAAUGCAUGCAAAACGAGCUUCAGCCUCAGCGUGAACAACUUGUUGAAGUAGAUCUGAGUGAUGGGCAAGAUGCUCCAAAGGAAAUGCUAGGACUAGAUCCUGACCUAGUCUCCCAUUAUCUUGAUGUGUUCCCAAACCCCAAGCCAAUCAAGCAAGUUGCUCAAAAAUAUCACUCAGAUCUCAAAGAGAAAAUUAAGGAGGAGAUUGAAAAAUUUCAACAUAUAGGACACCAAAUGUUCUCAUUCAUGGAUGGAUUCAGCAGAUAUAAUCAUAUUAAAAUGGCCGAGGAUGAUGCAGAAAAGGCUGCUUUUAGAACACCUCUCGGAAAUUUCUUCUAUACAGUCAUGCUUUUUGGACUCAAGAAUGCCAAAAGGCUAUGA
This is a messenger RNA of Camellia sinensis, 1059 nucleotides long. The record is from RefSeq and is a predicted model, not a curated record. NCBI's taxonomy places the organism in Eukaryota, Viridiplantae, Streptophyta, Magnoliopsida, Ericales, Theaceae.